AUGCUAAAAAAUGAACGGAUUUCAAUUUUCUUCAAGAAAGAAACAAUUAUUGAUAAGAAAACAGUUAUCUUUAUUAAUAGGCUUCACAAAAAACAUUCCUAUUCAGAAAAGGACGAUAUUCUCCUAUACAGGGCAGUGGUCAAGGGACAACUUAGUGGACACGCUGUCAUUAAAAUCUUCGAGUCAGGGUUAUAUAUUAACAUUCAGACUGUAAAUGAAACAUAUAUUCUCGAACCAGCAAGUCUUUAUUUUGACCAUGAAGAAAAACAAACAGUACUGUAUGAGCGGUCGUCGAUUUUUGUUUGUGUAUUUUAUCGCGGAAGUGACAUUAAGUUUAACAGACUCUCUACAAAAGUCCAAUUUCCAGUUGACUUUGUUCAGAAGUUUAAUGAAACAUAUGGGCAAGACUUUGACACUGCACACAGAGAUAAAAGGAGCCUUUACAAAACAGAAUGCAACCUUCAUGUCUUGUCUGACCACACGUUUUUUAGGGACACUGGACACUCCAGCGUCGCAAAUACCAUUUCAGAAAUGGCUUAUAUGACCGCACAAGCUAAUCUCGUCUUUAGGAGCACAGAUUUGAACGGAGAUGGAAAAGGUGAUAAUGUAGGUUUUUACAUUAAGAAGAUUACCAUUUAUGAGACAGACGACUACCUCAUGGCUCACGAAGAAGAUGUGGCUAAGUAUCUUGAAUUGUUCUCAGAAUACGACAAUGAAAACUUCUGUCUUGCGACUGUGUUCACCAGUCGAGAGUUUGAUGGUGGUGUUGUUGGUCUAGCUUGGGUUGCAAGUUCUAAUGUACACAGUUCUCCAGGAGGUAUAUGUCAGAAACGUAUCACUUACCAAGGCAAAGGAAUUAGCCUAAACACAAACCUGGUAACUAAUGUUAACAACAACCGAAAGAUGCCAUCAUAUCUAACGGCACUAACCCUCAUCCAUGAGUUUGGGCAUAAUUUUGGUAGUCCACAUGACGAUGUAACCGAUGAAGAAUGCGUUCCUAAAUCGGACUAUGGGAACUAUCUUAUGUAUCCAUAUACUUCAGAUGCCGACAAACCUAAUAAUCUUCUGUUUUCACAGUGUAGUAUAAAUUACAUGUUUCCAGUUUUAAAGAACAAAGCCCAGUGUUUUCAAGACUCAGUGUCCGCGGUGUGCGGAAACGGCGUGGUGGAGGAGGGGGAGGAGUGUGACUGCGGAGCAAGCGUCCUUUGCGCCGAUCUUGACCCCUGUUGCACGCCCAGCGAUGUACUAGACAGUGACCUCCCUUGUACAUUGAGACGCUCACUCGGCAGUCAAUGUUCGCCCACUACCUCGGUUUGCUGUUCUUCUAAAUGCCAGUUUGUUUCCUCAAAUGAGAAUGUUGUGUGUAAAUUUCAUACCGAAUGUACACUGCCGUCCUACUGCGAUAGCCACUCCGACAUAUGCCCAUUACCUAACCACGUUGCUAACAACACACCGUGUGCGAACGACAGGAACACUUGCAGAGACGGCCGGUGUGUAGGCAGCAUUUGUGCCACUGGGGACAUGGACGAGUGUAAAUGUUCAGGAGAGCAUGUCUGUUACAUAUGCUGUUUGCAUGACGACCUUGUUUGUCGCCCGGCUUUAACAGGAAAAGGUAAAGUCAUUUACAAAUCACUUGGACAAGACUGUAAUGACAGGAAAGGCUUUUGUGAUGGCAAAGGUGAUUGUAUUACGCUUGAUCCAGAAGGCGUUAUAAAUAGGCUAAACGAAAUGUUCAGUGAAGAUGACGCUGUAAAGGUACGAAAAUGGUUUCAAUCACACUGGUAUUACGUACUUUUAGCAAUCGUAUGCUUGGCUGGUCUCGUGGGCUUAUUCGUUAAAACGUGUCGAGGCGAAGAUCGUGUACAAACACAUGCCUUCAUGUACGGGAAAUUUGGCCGAAUUCAGCGGGAAGCGGAGCUACAAAAAACCUACUUGGAGAUGCGAAAGGUAGACAUUAAGAGAGACCUGGAGAGGACGUUGCAGCGAAUUGCAGAUGAGACGUCGAAGAUGGGGCUUCCACAAGCUGUAGCGCGGCUGAUGGUGUUUUUCCCAACCGUGUCUCCGGAAGUGAUCUUGCAGGCACUUCGGCUCAGCGGAAGCGAAAAGGUCGCCGUCAAGUGGUUAUUGAUCAGAAACAAACCUUUCCGUCGUUUGUAUAAACCACAGCCGCAAGAUUGCCCCAUGGAAUAUUAG
Mya arenaria is the source of this 2193-nucleotide messenger RNA. Its product is annotated as disintegrin and metalloproteinase domain-containing protein 10-like. Gene Ontology annotation, cellular component: plasma membrane. Gene Ontology annotation, molecular function: metalloendopeptidase activity. The record is from RefSeq and is a predicted model, not a curated record. NCBI's taxonomy places the organism in Eukaryota, Metazoa, Mollusca, Bivalvia, Myida, Myidae. The transcript has a single exon. Bases 1 to 2193 code for a protein of 730 amino acids. Gene Ontology annotation, biological process: membrane protein ectodomain proteolysis; Notch signaling pathway.